GAACAAAAGAACAAAAAUACAUGUUCGCGUUCGGAGACUUUCGACCGGAUGAAAUCACCGACGCGUUAAACCUCAGCACGCUGAUGCAGCCACCGAAAGUUGCUCAUCCGAGCCAUCCGAUGACUGCUGCUGACGUCGCCGUGCAUACGCCGAGCAUGAGUGAACAGCGGUCGACGACGACGACGCUUGCGCAACCUCCACAUGAAUCUCACGUCAUCGCAUCUGCUGCUGCUGCUGCUGCUGCUGCUGCUGCUGCUGCUCAGCCACAGCCGCCGCCGCCUCCGCCUUCAGCGCCAUCGCGAUUGCUGGGAGACGUGCUGCUGAGCUUGCCUUCAGUCGCUUCGACCGUGCACCGAGGGCCUAAGCGUGAGUUUCAGCCACGAGGCCUGGUGAACAAAGGCAACGCGUGUUACAUCAACACUGUGCUGCAAGUACUUCUGGCGACGCCACCCGUGCACGCAUUGCUCCAUCAUGCUGAAUUGCGCAGCUUCUUGUUACAGCAAAACGCGUAUGACGAGUAUCUGGCUCGAACGAUGCGAUCGCCUGCCGCGGUCACCGAUCGUGUGAGCAGAUUGCUCCUGUUCAGCCUCGCGCGUCUCUCGCAUGAAUUCAAAAUCUUGACGCCGCAAGCAGCCUUGAAGGAAGGGCCUUUUGGUCAGCCUUUGCUUCCUGGAUAUGUGCACGACGCGGUUGUGCAUCUCCGCAGCUCUGACAGUUUCCAAUUUCGUCAGGAAGACGCAGAAGAAUUUCUUGGGUUUGUUCUCGAUCGACUUCACAACGAGCUUGUCGGAGAGAUGCGCAAGUCGGCUCAUUUCAGCUCUAGUUAUGAUGUUAGUGCGGCCGCUAUCACAUCUGGUGCGGCGGAAGAGUGGGAAGAGGUCGGGAAAAAGAACAAGACGGCAGUGACGCGCCGCCUGGAUCAAGAAGCCUCUCCAAUCAGUCAAAUCUUCCGUGGCUUCCUACGGUCGUCAGUGAAGCAACGUGGAGUCAAGGCGUCGGAUACACUGCAGCCGUUCUAUACAUUGCCAUUAGAAAUAACUCACCAUUCGGUCAAUUCCGUGGUAGAUGCGUUGAGAGUGCAUGUGCUACCAGAAUCGAUUUCGGGCUUUGCUCGAUCCAAAGACGCGCUCGACAACGAGGCCUCAAAGCAGCUAUUGCUUGAAGAGUUGCCGCCAAUCCUUGUGCUUCAAUUGAAGCGCUUCGUCUAUGAUCUUUACGGCGGCGUCCAGAAGAGUUUAAAGUUUGUCGAGUAUCCUGCAACGCUAGAUUUGAGCACAGAACUGUUCUCUUUGCCUGCCCGCUCGAAAUACGGCCCCAAGCAGCGCCAGUAUCGACUUCUUGCAGUCAUCAAUCAUCACGGACAGAAUGCGACGGGUGGUCAUUAUACGUGCGAUAUCGAUGCUAGUCUUUCUGCGUUGUCGCCGUUUUCCAAUUCCGAAGCUUCCUCAGGCAAAUCAGCAGAAAGCACGGCUCAGCGACAAUGGCUUCGCUUUGACGAUCGACACAUCAGCACUCCGACGCAACGAGACGUACUGAAUGGAUCGCAUGACCGUGAAGCGUACUUGUUGUUUUAUCAGUGUGUACCGUGAAGUGGCAUUGAUAGGAUGUAAAUUAAUAAGCUCUAUCUUUCGAUA
This is a messenger RNA of Capsaspora owczarzaki ATCC 30864, 1634 nucleotides long. RefSeq lists its product as hypothetical. Gene Ontology annotation, molecular function: cysteine-type deubiquitinase activity; cysteine-type endopeptidase activity. NCBI's taxonomy places the organism in Eukaryota, Filasterea, Ministeriida, Capsasporidae. Gene Ontology annotation, cellular component: cytosol; nucleus. The coding region runs from base 21 to 1589 and encodes 522 amino acids. The transcript has 7 exons. The record is from RefSeq and is a predicted model, not a curated record. Gene Ontology annotation, biological process: protein deubiquitination.